This is a messenger RNA of Trichoderma virens Gv29-8, 645 nucleotides long. RefSeq lists its product as uncharacterized. Lineage: Eukaryota; Fungi; Ascomycota; Sordariomycetes; Hypocreales; Hypocreaceae. The coding region runs from base 1 to 645 and encodes 214 amino acids. Gene Ontology annotation, molecular function: acyltransferase activity, transferring groups other than amino-acyl groups. The record is from RefSeq and is a predicted model, not a curated record. The transcript has 2 exons.
AUGUCGGCUUUUUGGGAAGAUCCUAAUUGGGUCCUAGCAUGGCGCAACACUACUCUGGAAAAACAUAUUGAGACAACUGCCAGACGUUAUCCACGCAGACUGAUAAGUGACCGUGCAACUUCACGGCAUCAGAAGGCGAUUGAUCCUCAAACUGGACGACUCUUGGGCUAUGCUCGCUGGGUUCUACCCGAUUCAUAUGCUACUACUUCAGAGGGUGAACCAACUUGGCCGGAGGCUCUGGGUCCAUUGGUAGGACCGGAAGAAGAAGAAGAAAUCAAGCGAAUUGCUGAAGCGACCCCAUGGAAUCCGGACAACUCAUCAGACCCGCUGGAUAACAACAUUUCCAAAAUAAAAAAAGAACUUCUGGCAAAAAAGACGUACUUAUUGCUCGAAUAUUUGGCUGUUCAUCCAGAGAAUCAAGGCAAAGGAAUUGGUACUUUGUUAAUACAAAGUGGCAUGAAGGAAGCAGAAAAGUUGGGUUUGGAUAUCUUUGUUCUCGCAUUUAGGCGUGGAUGGGGAGUAUAUAGUCGGGCUGGAUUUCGUGUUGAGCAAGAACUUAUCCAAGAUGACUCUAUGUACGGAGGUGACGGCAACUACGGUGUUCGUUUUAUGAUCUACGAGCAGCCGACGAAGUCAGAGGUGUAA